Bradysia coprophila is the source of this 1815-nucleotide messenger RNA. RefSeq names its product proton-coupled folate transporter. Gene Ontology annotation, cellular component: membrane. Gene Ontology annotation, molecular function: transmembrane transporter activity. NCBI's taxonomy places the organism in Eukaryota, Metazoa, Arthropoda, Insecta, Diptera, Sciaridae. Gene Ontology annotation, biological process: transmembrane transport. The record is from RefSeq and is a predicted model, not a curated record.
AUCAGCUGUCGGAACAACACAUGUGUAUACGGCACCAUCUUGCAGUCUAUUUAGGCUGAUAACUUUGUUGUUAUCCGAUCAGUCAAAUUAGUUACUUAGAAAUGGUAUGUUGUGUGAUGAAGUGAGUGCAAGUGAGUGGAGAGUUUGAAUAAACUCAUAAUAGAGAAAAACAAAAUUCUGAAAAUAAAUAAAUUUACAUUGACACUGGAUGAACAAUGAGUGAUAACCAAUUGCCGCCAAAAGUAAUUCACGAAAAAUGGUACAAAAAAGUAACAGUGGAGCCGACCAUGUUCCUGUACAUGUUGGCCUUCAUGUUGACGUCUGUGGUGGAGCAGGCUUUUUUUCUGGACAAAGCUUGCAGGGUGAACCAUAAUUACACACAAGAAAUAUGCGACGGUAUAUCGACCAACGUUGAUCUAAAGAAAGAAGUGCAGAUAACUGUGUCGAAUUUCCAUCAAUGGAAUAACAUCGCAGGUCAUGUGGUGCCGAUUAUUUUAGCACUGUUCCUCGGAUCUUGGUCUGAUCGUAGGGGUAGAAAACUUCCAUUACUACUCGGACUAUUCGGUAAACUCAUCUAUUCCGUAAUGGUAAUGGUUAAUGCAAGUCAAGAUACCUGGCCAGUUGAAUACAUCAUCUAUACAGCAUCGAUUCCUGGCGCUAUCACCGGUGCGGAUGUGGCAAUUUUUGCCGCUGCAUUUGCUUAUAUAUCCGACGUAUCGACCGUGGAAAACCGAACGAUACGUGUCACGAUAUUGGAUGUGUGUUAUCUGAGUACGAUGCCGAUCGGAGUCGCGUUGGGUUCCUACUUAUUCAGCAAUGUCGUCAAUCAUUCGUACAUUAUUAUGUUUGCGAUCAACGCGUCCUGUUUGGUUGCAGCAAUUUUGUAUUCAAUGUUUCAGUUGAAGUGGAAAACCAGCGACAAGCAACGUUCGAUCACAGAGGUGGGCUGCUGUGGCAUGCUGCCCGACUUUUUCGACAAGGAGCAUGUCAUACAGUCGGUGAAAACGAUGACAAAACGGCGACCAAUGAAUCGACGCGCAUAUUUAUGGAUGUUCAUGAUAGCGAUGCUGUUCUAUACAUUCCAGCGGGACGAGAAACCAAUGACCUAUCUGUACACUCAGUUCAAAUUCAAUUGGGAUACGAAAACGUACAGCGACUUCAAAACGUUUCAGUCAUCGGCUUAUGUGAUCGUUAUGCUGACGGGAAUACCGUUGAUGAGUAAAGUGCUGGGAUUCAGAGACACGACUAUAGCAAUGGUAGGCGCUACAGCUCACAUGGUAGCAAGGGUAUUCUUUUGUGUCGCCAACAGUCCAGCGAUAUUUUACGUUGGAGGCGCUAUAUCCGGACUAGGACCGGUGGUUGGUCCAGUCAUCAGAUCAAUGACAUCGAAGGUGGUGCCGCUGAACGAACGUGGUAAAGUGUUCGCCUUACUAGCUUGCUGCGACAAUGCAGUGCCAUUUCUCAGUGGUGUACUUUACACGCAAGUGUACAAUGCAACGUUGGGUGAACAGCCGGGCAUAUUUUACUUAACCAUUGCAACCCAAAUGGCCGUCUUUGUGCUAAUACUCAUUGUACACUUAACGGCUCGCGGACGACCACUCGAAGUACCAGAAGUCGAUUCAACCGGGAAGAAAUUGAUUACCGACAGUGGUUCGAGUUCGCCUGCGGUCGCUACUGAGGAAAAAGCGAAAAUCUAAAUGUUGUACACAACCGGCUGUUGCAUACGAUUUUCUAGUGGCUAGUGAUUUGAAGAGAAAUUUGUACUUAGGACUAAAGUGUAGAACCCUGCAAAGAAAUAUAUUUUUGAUACUCAAA